Molecule: messenger RNA, 510 nt
Organism: Dovyalis caffra
Lineage: Eukaryota; Viridiplantae; Streptophyta; Magnoliopsida; Malpighiales; Salicaceae
Source: the annotation of a GenBank genome assembly
AUGAUUUCACCUAGUUAUGAAGAUCCCUUAGGUGCACUUAAAGCUGAGCAGGAGUCAUUGGAGCGCCAGAUACACAAUUUGCAUAAACAAACUGCUUCUGUUCUUCACCUUCCUCUAGAUAAAGGAUUGAAGUUAGAUAAUGGAACACAAUAUGGUCAUGCCUUCCAAAUUACAAAGAAGGAAGAGCCAAAAAUAAGAAAAAUGCUGACCACCCAGUUUAUUAUCCUCGAAACUCAAAAGGAUGGGAUGUUUGAGAACUUAUCUGUCUUGCUUUCUGAAUUGGAUGUCUUACUUAGUUUUGCUGAUUUGGCUUCUAGUUGUCCUACUCCGCACACAAGCCCCAACAUCACUCCAUCUGAGGUGGGUGAUAUAAUAGUCGAAGGAAGUAGAUAUCCAUGCAUGGAAGCUCAAGACUGGAUGAAUUUUAUACCAAAUGAUUGUAAACUUGUGAGUGUUCAAUUGAUGAAGGAGCAUGCUUCUUCUGGCCUUCUAAUAUCCAAACAGGUGUGA